Molecule: messenger RNA, 716 nt
Organism: Chrysoperla carnea
Lineage: Eukaryota; Metazoa; Arthropoda; Insecta; Neuroptera; Chrysopidae
Exons: 5
Coding region: 192-716 (174 amino acids)
Source: RefSeq, a predicted model, not a curated record
CUGCGAAUUAAAAAAAACAAUGUUUUCUCAUUAAUUUUGGUGUAAUAGAACAUGUAUAACUAAUACCUGCUAUAUAAAUAAAUAUACAAUCAGCAUCUCAGUCACGCAAUAAAUAAAAUUAUAGUACAAAAAGCAGUGGCUCAAUAAUUGUAUCCUGGCUCAAUAAUGUGCAUAAAUUGAACAAUUGUAGCAUGCAGUAUUUUCCAUUAAUAUAUUUAUUGCCUUUGUUGAUUAUAAGGUUUAUUAACAUAUUAAAAUGUAAUGAAGUGAGCGGAACUAUAAAAUCUAUCGAUCAGGAUGAAAAUUUUCUGAAAUAUCUUGACAUACGAUCAUUUAAAUUGACUAAAUAUAAUAAAACAACGAUGACAAUUCAUGGAAAAAUAAAGGUUUUCCAGCCACUUACAGAUAUAAAGAUAACCUUUAAAUACUAUAAAAAAAUGGGUAAUGGAUACAUUCAAGUUCCAUUGGUUGAGUUGAAUAAAGCAGACUUAUGCAACAUUAUGAGCAUGCCACAGUUUGAUGUAUAUUUUCAGGAUUUUUUUAAACAAACAGAUAUGCCAUAUGAUUGUAAAAUGUAUCCGGGCGAAUAUAAAGUUUUUGACUUAAGAGCAACGAUUCCAAAAAACAUGCCAAGGGGUAGUUUUAGAUCAGACUGUAAGUUUUUUCAAAAUGAUGAAUGUGUAGGCAGAUUUCAGAUUUAUCUAUUGGUUGAGUAA